This is a messenger RNA of Daldinia caldariorum, 2473 nucleotides long. RefSeq names its product IMS-domain-containing protein. The record is from RefSeq and is a predicted model, not a curated record. Gene Ontology annotation, cellular component: nucleus. Gene Ontology annotation, biological process: error-prone translesion synthesis. Bases 121 to 1983 code for a protein of 620 amino acids. The transcript has 2 exons. Lineage: Eukaryota; Fungi; Ascomycota; Sordariomycetes; Xylariales; Hypoxylaceae. Gene Ontology annotation, molecular function: damaged DNA binding; DNA-directed DNA polymerase activity.
CUUUCUUUUAUUCAUUAUACUCGUUAUACUCGUUAUAAAGCCCUGCGACGCAAACCAUGGCUCCACAGCUACAAAUAUAAUAAGAACAACCGCCCUUCGAACCUACAGCAUGAUUUCAGAAUGGCUGAGAGACCGGGUACAGCGAAAGCCGAGAAAAAAGUGCCCGAGGUAGAGGGGUCCAAGCAAGAUGACCACCAACACGAUACCCUCAAAUACCAUCUUCUCGGGCCAUCGCUCACCAAAGCCGGCCAGGAUUCUGUCGACCAAUCCAAAGUUUCGGAAAUUAUAUAUAAUGCCUCUAAAGGUUCCAAAUUCUUCAACCGCGAAGAGGAGAAGGACAAGAUCUUGACUCAGAAGAUCGAGCAGAUUCUAGAGAAGAAGCGCCGUCUUGAGAAACUCGAUCUGACCCGCGAGCUGCGCGCUGCCGAUCAACUCAUAACCCAGCUCGAAGUGUCUCGUGAUUUGACCCAGUAUAUAGUUCACGUCGAUUGCGAUGCCUUUUACGCUGCCGUCGAGCAGCUCGAUCGCCCCGAGCUCAAGGAUGUCCCAUUUGCCGUUGGUGGUGGCGUCCUGACUACUUGCAACUAUGUCGCUCGCCAAUUUGGCUGUCGCAGCGGCAUGGCUGGCUUCGUUGCUAAGAAGCUCUGCCCUAAUCUUCUCCUUCUGCCUCUCAACUUCGAUAAGUACACCUCUAAAGCCCAGGAGGUCAGACAAGUCUUGGCGCAGUAUGAUCCGAGGUUCGAAAGCGCUAGUAUCGACGAGGCUUACCUCAACAUUACCGAAUACUGCGCCGAACGUAACAUGACGCCCGAGGAUACUGUUCAACAAAUGCGAGAUGAGAUUCAUGAGAAGACCAAGAUCACGGUUUCUGCCGGAAUUGCUGCGAAUUCAAAACUCGCCAAAAUCUGUUCUAAUAUGAACAAGCCUAAUGGACAAUACGUCUUGCCUAACGAUCGUAAUGCCAUAAUGAAUUUCAUGCGGGAUCUCCCCACGAGGAAGGUAAACGGAAUCGGGCGGGUUUUGGAACGGGAGUUGCAGGAGAUAGGAAUUAAGACGUGCGGCAAUAUAUAUCCUCAUCGUCAGCUUCUGCGUCAACUUUUCGGUGAAAAAACUUACGAAUUUCUACUCAUGUGCUAUCUGGGGCUAGGCCGGACCGAAAUCCAGCCCGCGGAGGAGUAUGAACGGAAGAGCGUUGGCACCGAGAGCACGUUUCGGGAUCUUUCAGAUCCGGUACAGCUGAGAGAGAAAUUGCGGCAGACGGCGGACGAAUUGGAAAAGGAUAUGCGAAGAGCCGAAUGUAAAGGCCGUACUCUCGUCCUAAAGAUAAAGCUUCAUACGUAUGAAGUUUUGACGAGGCAAGUUGUGACCCCGCGAGCUAUCUGUGCCGCGGAUGAUUUAUACAAUUACUCGUUGCCUAUCUUGGCUAAGUUGGAGCAAGAAGUGCCGGGUAUGAAAUUACGAUUAAUGGGCCUUCGGUGCACGAAUCUGAUCAGCACUAAAAAACCUGACACUCGUAGCUUUUUUGGGCUGCGACUUUUGAAAUCGAGCGAAGCUGCUCCGGCGGAUAACAUGAUUCCACAGGAGUUACAGGAGUUACAGGAGGACAAGUCUCAGGACGACGAUAGCCCUGGGCCCGGCCUCGACCGCCCCACGUCAGAGAAAGACGAUACUUACCGGCACCAUGGCAAAGAGAUCGUCCCCAAUCCUAAGCGUGCAGCGCCCGAACCAGAGCCAGAGAAGUGGUGGGACUGUCCCAUCUGCAGCCGGCCCCAGGCUACCGACGAGCGCCUCUUCAACGAGCAUAUAGACCUGUGUCUCUCGAGACAGGCAAUCCGUGAUACUGUACAGCGGGAGUAUAAGCCUAGUCCCAGCCCUGCAGCUGAUGUGCCACCGCCCAAGCGGCGGAAGGGCAGUGCCGAGAAGAAACGCGGUCGUAGUUCGAAUUCGGCUGACCCGAGGCAGACAAAGCUAUUCUUUGGCUGACAUUCAUGAGAUACGUCUAUAACUUGUAACGACAUUUUGUAUAUAUCUUGGGUAACGACAUGCAUAAACGAAGCAGCAGUGCUAAGUUUCUUUCCCCUUCCUGUCCAUUGUAUUACCUCCCAUGGCUAUACAAUACCUCUUAUUGUAAAAAUUUUCUUCUCUAUUCUCAUAAUAAUCCUACCAUAAACGUAUGAUGCCCACUAUAUGGCUGUGGUUUUAGUCAAUAUAUGCUAGGCGUAUAGAGGCGGUAAUGAAAGACCACAAACUGAGAGGCAGAACAAAGGGGGCGGUGGCUGUAAUUCAAUUGAUGACCACCCAACAUGCCCACUCUGGGGUGCCCCCAAUAAUCUAGUUAAUAAAGGCUACCUAGGUAGAUUUAUAGCUUAAAUAUCUUUAAAGCACUGAGAUGUUACCCCUGAAGCUGCGAGUUGUUAAGGGAUACAUAAUUCCAACACUGGCGCAUCCAUUCAUAUUUAGUCAAGAUUUCCAU